UAUAAAAUACUAUAAACAUUUAAAAACAAAUAAAUAAUAAACAAAAUAAAAAAAUUUUAAACAAAUUCAAAACCGGGGAGUGCUACGCAAAAGGCGCGUGCAGUGCCGUGUUUACCGUUUAAUGAUCGUUGCCAACCCGAAUGAGGAAUUGUUUUAUAGUAUAAUUUACUAUUGUUGUUGUCACGAGAUUUUUGUGGUACAUCCAAAGGUUCUUCAAAGCGACAUUUAAGUUCCACGAAGAACGCUGCGCAAGAGGAUUUAUAUAAUUCUCUAUUAAAAUUAGCAUAAGCUGCUGACCUAAAUAUUUAAAAAUAGAACAUUUUUACAAUUGAACAACAAGGACAGUUGUAAUUGCAUCCUUUGUUUCCAUUAACUAUAAGUCCUUAAAGUAUAAGCACAGAUUUUUCCCAAGACGGGUCAGUAUAUACAUAUACAUUCUACAAAAUGUCAAGACCUAGAAACGAAUCCAAGUUUCGCUUGUUCAUGCAAGAGAACUCGCUUACAUUGUUCACAGUCACCGGUGUGUUCAUUGGAGGUUUAAUUGGCUUUAUCAUUAAAAAUAGCACAGGACCCUGGACAAAACGAGAAAUUAUGUAUAUAUCGUUUCCAGGAGAACUUUUCUUGCGUAUGCUAAAAUGUUUAAUUGUACCUUUAUUGGUUUCGUCCAUCACAAGUGCGAUAGGUGGUCUUGAUCUGAGCAUGUCAAGUAAAAUUGCUUCGAGAUCAAUUAUUUAUUAUCUACUCACAACAAUAUCAGCUGUGAUUUUGGGUAUUUGCUUGGUCACCACAAUUAAGCCUGGCCAAGGCGCCAAAAUUGAGGCGACACACAUUGAGUCUGUAGAUAAAGCCUCCAAAGUAUUAACUCCAGACACGCUAAUGGAUUUAGUGAGAAACAUGUUCACAGACAAUAUUAUACAGUCGACAAUGUUUCAGUAUCGGACAGAAAUCUUUGAAAAUACGACCAUAUCGCCACCAUUACCCAUGGAAGAAUGGGAUUUCAAGGGUGCACAAAGAGAAGGUUCCAAUGUUUUAGGUUUGGUUAUGUUCAGUGUUAUUUUGGGUACCACCAUUGGCAGAAUGCGCGAGAAGGGUCAACUGUUACAGGACUUCUUUACAACACUCAGUGAAGCUAUGAUGACAAUUACUUCAUGGAUUAUUUGGAUCUCUCCACUUGGAGUUGGAUUUCUUAUUGCUGCCAAAAUUAUUGAAAUGGACUCCAUAGCUUCUACAGUGCAGUCAUUGGGCUGGUACUUUAUGACUGUGAUGUUAGGCUUAUUCCUACAUGGUUUCGGUACCAUUGCCGUAAUCUUCUUUUUGGGUACAAGACAUUUACCCUAUCGUUAUUUUGCAAAACUCAGUCAGGUGUUGGCCACAGCAUUUGGUACUGGUUCUAGUUCAGCUACAAUGCCUUUAACAAUUAAAUGUUUAGAUAAUCUUGGUAUCGAUCCACGUGUUACCAGAUUUGUUAUUCCUGUCGGUGCUACAAUAAAUAUGGACGGUACUGCACUUUAUGAAGCCGUUGCUGCACUUUUCAUUGCUCAAGUAAGAAAUAUAAACUAUUCAUUCGGCACCAUUGUAGCGGUAAGCAUAACAGCUACUGCAGCCUCCAUUGGUGCUGCUGGCAUUCCUCAAGCAGGUCUUGUGACUAUGGUGAUGGUUCUCGAUACAGUCGGCUUGGAACCAAAGGAUGUGUCACUCAUUAUUGCUGUUGAUUGGUUGCUUGAUCGAUUCCGAACUACCAUCAAUGUCAUGUGCGAUGCAUUGGGUACAAUUUUAGUCAAUCACUUAUCAAAGAAGGAUUUACAAAAAGUAGACAGAUUAAAUGCCGAGCCACAUGAAUUACUGGAACUUGGUGCAAAUGGACAUGAUACAAAGGAAUAAAUAUCGAUUUCAGCAACUCAUCCCAAUCCAAAGUUUUUAGCUCAUAAUCGUUACGACAAAUAACUGACGCGAGUGUGCGGAUUGGAAUCUGUGUGCUUGCAUUUUGAUUAAAAAAAAAUUCUAAAUAUUUUUGCGCUUCAAAAGUGCAUUUGAUAACCGAAUUUAUUUUAUGUAGCAUAAAUUACAAAAAACACAACAAAUUAUAAUAAUAGUGACAACAAAACCAAUAAAACUUCCAAGUAAUAUACAUACAUACACAUACAAACAUUUGCAUCUAAUAUCGUUAUUUGCAAUGUGAAAAAUUGUACGGAUUACAUUAUUUACAACAGACGAGAGUCAAAAUAAUAUUAAAUAAAAUCAAAAAAUAUAUAUAUUGAACGGCAAUUCUUACAAAAUACAUGAAUGCGGGGAAACUGCAUUGCAUCUGAGACAAAUUUGAAAUAAAAUUACAAAAAUAAAAAUAAAAAUCAAACGAUACAAAAAAACCGCUGAAAGCGCAGAUAUUUUUAGAAAUUUUUCAUGGAAAUGAUAUUUUAAAUUAAAAAGACGUACACUUCUUGUGUUGAUUUGUGGCAUUUUUAGUUUUUAUUUUAAUUUUAAUUUUAGUUUUAAAAUUUUAUUACAUAUGUAAUGUUUGUUGUAUCGAUAAACAAAUCUAUCGAUUUAUUUGUAAAAUUAUAAUGUUUUUUAAAUAAAAUUUUUUUAAGUGUAAAAUUAUGCGAAAUUUCUUAUUGCCGUCUUUUAGGCAUUCUUUUAUUGGCCUUCAUAAUAAUUUUUUCGGAGCGAUAUUUGCUUGAAAUACAUCUCGAUAUUAUUGUUUAUCAAUUUAAAAGUAUUUUGAAUCAUAUACAUAUGUGACUAUUGGCCUACGAAAAGUUUAUGUAAAAAGAAUAAUAUAUACAUAUAUACAUACAUAUACAAAACCAUUACUGAAGCUUAAAUUGGUUAUUGAAAAGAAUAGAUAUUGUAUUGUUAAGAGUAACUGUACGAGUGGUUUGUAUUUGGCUGCUCAUCUUUAAAAUAUCGGUAAAAUAUCGAUAAUGCAUUGCCUUAGUUUAAAAAUUAAUGCCAACAAAUUUCGUGGUUUACUUAACAAUAACAUAACAAAAUUUUAUUGUUUAAUAAAUGAAAAAUAAAAUAAAUACUCUGUAAGCGCUUCAUGUUUAGGUGUUCAAAGAAGAAAAAAAUGAAAAAAAUUUACCCAUAUAUCGAUAACGAUAAAAGACGUAUACUUUUGAUAUGCAAAGUUAUUGAGUUUUACAUGCAAACUGCAAAACAUUUGUAAUGAAAAUGACACAUAAAAAACAUCUUCAAUCAAAUCAACUAUAAAAAUAAUAAUAAUAGAAUCAAUGAAAAAGUA
This is a messenger RNA of Teleopsis dalmanni, 3241 nucleotides long. RefSeq names its product excitatory amino acid transporter 1 (gene Eaat1). The coding region runs from base 445 to 1881 and encodes 478 amino acids. Gene Ontology annotation, cellular component: plasma membrane. Lineage: Eukaryota; Metazoa; Arthropoda; Insecta; Diptera; Diopsidae. The record is from RefSeq and is a predicted model, not a curated record. Gene Ontology annotation, biological process: L-glutamate transmembrane transport. The transcript is spliced from 13 exons. Gene Ontology annotation, molecular function: L-glutamate transmembrane transporter activity; neutral L-amino acid transmembrane transporter activity; glutamate:sodium symporter activity.